This is a messenger RNA of Acipenser ruthenus (sterlet), 996 nucleotides long. Its product is annotated as cyclin-dependent kinases regulatory subunit 1. Gene Ontology annotation, cellular component: SCF ubiquitin ligase complex; cyclin-dependent protein kinase holoenzyme complex. The record is from RefSeq and is a predicted model, not a curated record. The transcript has 3 exons. Gene Ontology annotation, biological process: regulation of mitotic cell cycle. Gene Ontology annotation, molecular function: histone binding; cyclin-dependent protein serine/threonine kinase activator activity; protein kinase binding. Lineage: Eukaryota; Metazoa; Chordata; Actinopteri; Acipenseriformes; Acipenseridae. Bases 242 to 472 code for a protein of 76 amino acids.
GUGGCCUCGGGAAGCCGUUUGUUUUCACCCGGCGCAGCUGGUCGGGUCUCCGCCAAUCGGAGCGCAGGAGCGGGCGGUUUAAUUUUAAAUCUUGUUUCACCGGCAGCGGGCGGAUCCAACAGACUGAAAAAUACUGUCAAAGUGCACCUGGACAGAAGAGUGUCCACACUAACCGGUCUGUACUUUCUAAAAGCUACGGGUAUAACAUAUACUAACACAGUAUAAACACGUUUCUGCGAACAUGUCGAAGAAACAGAUUUACUACUCGGAUAAAUACACGGACGAGGAAUUCGAGUACAGGCACGUCCUGCUUCCAAAGCAGCUUGCCAAACUGGUGCCAACGUCGCACCUGAUGUCCGAGGAUGAGUGGCGCAGUCUCGGGGUCCAGCAGAGCCAGGGAUGGGUACAUUACAUGAUCCACAAACCAGAACCGCAUGUGCUGCUGUUCCGAAGACCUCUCCCACAGAACUGAAGGCUGGGGCUGGGGCUGGGGCUGGGGUUGGGGCUGGGGCUGGGGACUGACACUUUUAAGCUUGUUGUUUCUUUUAAAACUGCAGGUUAUUUAAUCUGAACUGAAAAUGAUAUACAGUACAUAUUUGAACAUGUAUGUUACCUAUUGUAUUAUUUAUAAACCCUACAUAGUUGACCAAACUAGAAAGAAAAAAUACUUUUAAUUGCAUGAGAACAAUUAGAAAAUUGACCAGGAUGAAGAAACUGGAAAAGUACUAACUUUACUUUUAUUCUUUCUUUCUGUACGUUUGUUUUUUUGUGGUGUUUUGUUUGUAAAACUGUAUGAAACGCAGCAGUCUGCAUGGUAAAUGACUGCCAGUCCUUUCCUUUGGCUAAUGUCUGUCAGUAUUCCUGAACAGGCGUGUCAUCUGGAUGCUUAAAACACAGUUCACACUGGAAUGACAGCUGAACUGUGGCUAACUCUGGGGUUUGAUUCACUUGUUCCGUCAAUCCAUUGUAUUUAGAAAGCACUAGAUUUACUGUUGG